Messenger RNA from Pteropus alecto (black flying fox), 2167 nucleotides. It is a transcript of the gene CRCP, whose product is annotated as CGRP receptor component. The record is from RefSeq and is a predicted model, not a curated record. The transcript has 6 exons. Gene Ontology annotation, biological process: transcription initiation at RNA polymerase III promoter. NCBI's taxonomy places the organism in Eukaryota, Metazoa, Chordata, Mammalia, Chiroptera, Pteropodidae. The coding region runs from base 144 to 590 and encodes 148 amino acids. Gene Ontology annotation, molecular function: nucleotide binding. Gene Ontology annotation, cellular component: RNA polymerase III complex.
GGCAAUCCCGGCGUGCACCGCGGCGCCAGAGUCGGUGAUCCAGCACUCGGCGCGGAUGCCAAGAGUAGCGGCAGUGGCGGCGGGGCUUGUUUGUGUGUGUGUGUGUUUGUGUUGGCGGCCGGAGACGACGAGGCGGGUUCGGCAUGGAAGUGAAGGAUGCCAAUUCUGCGCUGCUCAGUAACUACGAGGUGUUCCAGUUACUAAUGGAUCUGAAAGAGCAGCGUAAAGAAAGUGGAAAGAAUAAACACAGUUCUGGGCAACAGAACUUGAAUACUAUCACCUAUGAGACAUUAAAAUACAUAUCGAAAACACCAUGCAGGCACCAGAGUCCUGAGAUUAUUAGAGAAUUUCUCACAGCGAUGAAAAGCCACAAGUUGACCAAAGCUGAAAAACUUCAACUGCUGAAUCACAGGCCUAUGACUGCUGUUGAGAUCCAGCUGAUGGUGGAAGAGAGUGAAGAACGGCUCACAGAGGAGCAGAUCGAAGCACUCCUCCACACUGUCACAAGCAUUCUGCCUGCAGGGCCAGAGGCUGAGCAGAAGAAAAAUACCAACUGUGAUGUGACAAUGGAUGAAGAGGACCCAGCAUAGAAGAGCACAGCUGGCCCAAACAUCUCUUAAAGUUGAAAGGCCCAACAGCCAUUUUUCAGACAUGGAGAAUUGUUUGGUUUUAGCCUCUACCCCAACAGAUCUGAUUUCAUGGUUAGUUGGGUAAGUCACAAAAAUAAGCCUUUCUCAAAAAUAAGCUGAAAAGAAACACUUUGCUUCCAGAAGAAGAAACAUGGUGAAAACAGGCUGAGGUUGUCAGUGCAGAGAGCUAAAGAAAAGAGGGCAGAGUCAAAGAGUACAAUGAGUGUGGAAUCCUCUGUGGUAAAAAAAUUUCUUCAGUGGCCUUUGUUACAGUUGUGGGAAAGUCCCUAUUCACACCUAGUAAAAUACUUACAUUGACUUUGAUGGACUGUAUUCUAAUUAAUUUCUUCUGCUUCCCUAGGAACUUCUCAAGCAGAGGCACAGAAUGCUGUUAGGAUGAAAACUGAGUUAUGGGAUGCCAGUUAGAUGGCUACACACUCCCAGAGCAGCUCCUGGUUAAAAUGAGCCACUGAGCCUGGUUCACCUUAGAUGAAUCUUCCUUGAGAACAGCUGAAAUAAAAAAAGAAUAGAUCUGGCCAACUCUUCAUCAGGUCUAAAGGCCCCUUUUCCUCUGCUGGCAUGGACUUUGUUUACUAGCUCAUUAUUUUGUCUUAAAUGUUAGAGCACAGCUCAUUAUAGUUGAAAAGAGGCACUUCAAACUGGCAACAGAAAUAGUGUUGGUUCCCUUUCUAACUACCCUCAGUUUUUUGCCCUAGGACGGGAACCCUCGGCAGGUGCUGCUUGUUGAGACCAGGUGCGCUUCAUUUGCACAAUGGGCAAAUUAUUUGCAUCUUUAAAAAGGGCACAAUUAUGUAUCUCUCUUCAUAGACAGAAUGUAUAAGAACUAGUGGUAACAAGAAUUUGAAUUUGUUGGCUGUUGUAAAGUUGUUUCAGUUUUUUUUUUUUUUAAUUUAAAAUAUUGGGAUAAUUACCAUGUAAAGAGCUUGUUAAUAUUCAAGCACUAGAGAGUUUAGUACCUCCAGAUAUGUGGUUGCCUUUGGUCCUAGGAAUAUUGCUAAAAAUCUUAAUUUUUCACAUUCACUCUGUUCCUAUUUGGGGAAGAAAAUGAUCAUAGACAUUAAUUUUCCAUAUUGGUACUCAUUUUGUUAUAAUGAGUUACAAAUUUUUAUAAUUUGUUACAACUUUUUUGUUACAAAUGUUAAAGCAUUUUCAAUGCUGCUAUUGGAUUGCUUCCCCCUCCUUUAUGAUUCCCAGGUUUUCAUCCUUUCUACCUUGUCCCCUCCCCCAAUUAUAAUUAUGUCAGCCUUUGAGGAUCAAGGGAGAUCUGCUUAUUGGCAACAUUGAAAUUAACAAGUCAUUUAUUUUUCAAUCUCUCGAGUAUUGGGAAUUCUACCUGGAGCUGUUAUUUCAUCUUAACUUUGUGUUAGAUACUUUUGCUUGAUAGAUUUCUGACUUAAUCUGUUUAAUAAUAAAUUGUUUCCAAGUCACUGCUCACUUGUGAUAUUUUUAUAAAUCUUUGAAGAGUUUGUUUUGCCAUGGAUAGAAAGAAAUAAAGUGAAAUCUGACUUAGUUUAAAA